This is a messenger RNA of Fraxinus pennsylvanica, 2349 nucleotides long. Lineage: Eukaryota; Viridiplantae; Streptophyta; Magnoliopsida; Lamiales; Oleaceae. The record is from the annotation of a GenBank genome assembly.
AUGUUUUGGCGCAUGGGCCUCUCCACUGCAUCGCCAGUGGAUACCAUUUUAGACAAAGAAAAUUUUACACUGGAGGAACUUCUUGACGAGGAUGAAAUAAUUCAAGAAUGCAGAUCUCUUAAUGGCCGGCUUAUUAAUUUUUUGCGGGAAAGAGCUCAAGUUGAAAAACUAGUUAGAUACAUAGUUCAAGAAGCUCCAGAGGAAGCUGAGAAACUGCGGUCGUUGAAGUUUCCUUUCAUUGCUUGUGAAAUUUUCACUUGUGAGGUUGAUAUAAUACUCAAAGCUUUGGUAGAGGACGAGGAGUUGAUGAACCUGCUUUUCUCUUUUUUGGAUCUUGAACACCCCCAUAGUACUCAAUUAGCUGGCUACUUCAGCAAGGUUGUUGUCUGUCUCUUGUUGCGGAAGACAACUCCUAUAAUGAAUUACAUACAGGCUCAUCAAGAUAUUAUCAAGAAGCUGGUUGACCUCAUCAGAAUUACAUCUAUUAUGGAGGUUUUAAUUCGUUUGAUUGGUGCUGAUGAACAUAUGUAUGCGAACUCUGUGGACUCAAUGCAGUGGUUGGAAGAUAUGAACGUGCUGGGAAUGAUUGUGGAUAAGUUCAGUUCAUCUGACUGCCCAGAAGUGCAUGCUAAUGCUGCAGAAACUCUUUGUGCAAUAACUCGGUAUGCUCCUCCAGGGCUAGCUUCAAAAAUCUCCAGCCCAAGUUUUAUAGGACAAUUGUUUUGUCAUGCUUUGGAGGAUUCAAGACCAAAAUCUGUUUUGGUUAAUUUGCUGUCCAUUUGCAUAUCUUUGUUGUACCCCAAGAGGCUAACUUCAGGGACUUAUUAUAUUUACAAUCGCCAACUGGCUUAUGGAUCAGAAAUAACUGCCAAACCCGAGAUGGUUGAAGCCAUGCUGGAUAGCCUAGGUGAUCUCCUCAAACUUUUGGAUAUUUCAUCGGAGGACAACGUCUUGCUAACUACUUAUGGCAAGUUGCAGCCUCCUCUUGGAAAGCAUCGCUUGAAGAUUGUUGAGUUCAUCUCAGUCUUGGUGACUGCUAGCAGUGAAGUUGCGGAAAAGGAAAUAAUUCGUCUGGGUGCUGUACAACGUAUCUUAGAAUUGUUUUUUGAGUAUCCGUACAACAACUUCUUACAUCAUCAUGUAGAAAAAAUAGUAGUAUCUUGCUUGGAGAGCAAGAAUGCUGAGUUUGUUAAACAUCUACUUCAUGACUGUAAUCUUACUGGCAAGAUUCUUGAAGCAGAAAAGAACUUCACAUUGGUAGCUGAUGUUAACAGGCCGACUGUCCCUGCUGAGGGUAGACCUCCACCCAGGAUAGGGUAUAUUGGACAUAUAACUCGUAUUGCUAACAAACUUAUUCAAUUGGGGAAGGACAACAAUGAUAUACAGACAAUUUUGCAGGAAAAUGGUGAGUGGGUUGAAUGGCAAACAAAUAUUCUGCUUGAGCGCAAUAUGGUGGAGAAUGUCUUCCAAUGGGCAUGUGGGAGGCCCACAUCGCUGCAGGAUCGGACAAGGGAUAGUGAUGAUGAUGAUUACCAAGAUAGAGAUUAUGAUGUUGCAGCUUUGGCAAAUAACUUGAGCAAGGCCUUCCAAUAUGGAAUCUAUAGCAGUGAUGAUAUUGAAGAGGCUCAUGGCUCACCUGAACGGGAUGAUGAGGAUGUGUACUUUGAUGAUGAAUCUGCAGAAGUCGUCAUUUCUUCCCUUCGUUUAGGAGAUGACCAGGAAAGUGGUUCUCUUUUCACAAACUCCAAUUGGUUUGCAUUUGAGGAUGACAGAACAGCUAAUAAACCGCCAACUGAUUUAGUUGCUUCUGCAUCCCCUAACAUCGAUACCGGUGAAGUUGUCAAUGGAGGGGCUGCAGAUGACACAAGCAUCAAUGAAGACAAGGAUUUAGCAGACACUGCAUCAUCUGAUCCUCCUGAACCAAAAUUGAGUUUAGAUGAUCCUGUGCCCGGCAGUUUGUCUGAUUUAAAAGAAAUUGGAAAUGGUGGGCAUGAGAAAUCCCCAAUAUCGGAUGAAGGAAUGAAAAUUUCAGAGUCGGUCGAGUUUUCUCCGAUCUUGAAUUCUGCUGAGACAUCUGAUGCAGCUCAGCCACCAUCUCUAUCGAAUCGUGAGGUUCAAGUUGAAUCAGAAGGUUGGCCAGAUGACGUUGGCAGGGAUGCUGGAGACACUUCCUCGUCUUCCGUAGAUGGUCCUGCAGAUAGUUUACAGUCACCUGACUUAACACAGAGAGAAUCUGGUACCAAUCCUUCACAUGCAGAAGGUGAAGGGACCUCUAACAUUGUGAAGACAGAUUCUCCUGCUGGAACAGACAGUUCGUGUGGACCUGCAGAACACGAAGAGAAGAAUUGA